Iphiclides podalirius (scarce swallowtail) is the source of this 1221-nucleotide messenger RNA. The record is from the annotation of a GenBank genome assembly. NCBI's taxonomy places the organism in Eukaryota, Metazoa, Arthropoda, Insecta, Lepidoptera, Papilionidae.
AUGUAUCGCCCACCACUAAUACUUAUAAUACAAGGCAUAGAAUAUGGUGAGGGACCAGGAAAGGAAGGGCAAAGGGGGCCGUAUAUACAGAGUGAACGUUUAGAGAUUUACAAUGAUUAUAUAAGGAAACUGCUGAAAAAUGGUUCUGCAUACCAUUGUUUUUGCACUGAGAGAAGAUUGAACAUCCUUCGUAGGGACGCAGUGAAAUUGCAACGAGUACCUAAAUAUGAUAACAGAUGCCGGAAUCUUCCACCAGAAGAAGUGGAACGGAAGAUAAAAUCAGGUGUUCCAUAUUGCAUCAGAUUUAAGUUGACCUCCGACUGCCAGUAUUACGAGGAUCUGGUGUUCGGAGCGAUAGCCUACGACGUGUCUCUGAACGAGGGCGACCCGGUGCUGAUGAAGGGGGACGGCUUCCCCACUUACCACUUCGCGAACGUGGUCGACGACCACUUGAUGGGUAUCACACACGUGCUGCGCGGGGUCGAGUGGCAGAUAUCGACCACCAAACACCUGCUAAUCUACAGGGCUUUCGGUUGGACCGCCCCCGCGUUCGGACAUCUGCCUCUCAUCGUGAACUCGGACGGCACGAAGCUGAGCAAGAGGCAGAGUGACGUCAGAGUGGAGGACUACAGGAGCGGCGGUGUAUUCCCGCUUGCCUUAGUUAAUUAUAUCACCCUUUCCGGGGGCGGUUUCGACCACGUGGUCGGUCAGGGCGUCCACCUCAAAACCAUGGGGAGCUGGCUGAAGAGUUUCAGGUUGGAACUAAAGCGGCGCUUGCAAGACCAUACGGAGAGAGAAGACUUGCUGGACCGCUUACAGAGCUUGAUAAAGGAGAACUAUCCGGGGAGGAAUUUGAACGUCUCGAGGGGUCACCUGAGGAACGUUCUCGUCUGGGCUGUUGCCAGGAUCACGAGGGUCGAGGAAUUGGCGACGGCCAAGUUCGGCUUCCUCUGGAUCCUGCCGUCCGCCGGCCAGGCGCGAGUGGACAGCCAGCUGCUGGGGAAGCUGGUGCACAGCUUGGAGGGCGUCGAGAGCUUUGACGAGGAGCCCCUGAAGGGACUGCUGAGGAGCUUCUCCGCGGAGAACGGAGUCCAGUUCCCCGUUUUGAUGAAGAUGCUGCGAUCGGCUCUGAGCGGUCUGAACGAGGGGCCCGGAGUUGCGGAGAUGAUGCACCUCUUGGGGAAGAACCAGUCGCUGGAGAGAAUAAAGGCUGCCAUAAGA